Molecule: messenger RNA, 1272 nt
Organism: Penicillium oxalicum
Lineage: Eukaryota; Fungi; Ascomycota; Eurotiomycetes; Eurotiales; Aspergillaceae
Product: putative oxysterol binding protein (Orp8)
Exons: 6
Coding region: 1-1272 (423 amino acids)
Biological process (GO): piecemeal microautophagy of the nucleus; endocytosis; exocytosis
Cellular component (GO): intracellular membrane-bounded organelle; membrane; cytosol
Molecular function (GO): sterol binding
Source: RefSeq, a predicted model, not a curated record
AUGUCCGCCACCGCUGUACCGGAGAAGACUCCUGAUGACUCUUCCAAGUUGAAGACUUUCCUCUCCAUCCUGCGAAAGUUCGUGGGCGUCGCAGAUAUCGCUUCGGUGCGCUUCUCGUUGCCAGCUCAACUCCUGGAACCCCGACCGAAUUUGGAAUACUGGAACUAUCUGGACCGGCCAGAGACGUUUGCCAGUAUCGGCAAAUCGGACGAUGAACUGGGUCGGAUGCUGGAAGUGUUGAGGUUUUGGUUUACCAAGGAUCUGAAAUAUGUCAAGGGAAAGCCAUGCAAGCCAUACAACUCCACGUUGGGCGAGUUCUUCCGAUGCCACUGGGAAGUUCAGGACCAUGUCCCCGAAGAGGCCAACCUCCCCGGAGUACCGGCUACCGCGAACGGCACGAGUGUCCAGGAUGGUGACGACAAGGUCAAAAUUUGCUACUUGACGGAACAGACUUCGCAUCAUCCCCCCGUUUCGGCCUUUUACAUUGACUGCCCCGAGCGCGGGGUCUCGGCACGUGGGUUUGAUCAGAUCAGCGCCAAAUUCACCGGUACCAGCAUUCGUGUCAGUCCCGGACAGCACAAUCUCGGCAUCUUCCUCAACCUCGAAAAGCGCGAUAACGAGGAAUACCAAUUAACACACCCAGACGUCCAUCUCGGCGGUCUGUUGCGCGGUGCCCUCGCCAUCACCGUCUCGGAUACAUGCUUCGUAACCUGCCGCAAGACGCGCAUCAAAGCCAUCCUGCAAUAUCUGGAAGAGGGUUGGAUCGGCAAAGCUCAGCAUAAACUCGAGGGCGUCAUUUUCCGCUACGAUCCCGAGAACGACAAUAUCACACGGCUGAAAGAUGUUCCCGAACGGGACGUGCUUGCGCGAGUCAGCGGGUCCUGGCACGGCAAGGUUCACUACACCCCCGCGGGUUCAAAGGAACCUCGCCUCCUGAUUGAUGUCACGUCCCUGUACCCCGUGGAGAAAGCCAUUCCUCCCCCAGAGCAACAAUUGCCCAACGAAUCCCUCAAGUUCUGGGGCCAAGUCACCAACGCGAUCGUCGGCAAGCAGUUCACCGAAGCCACUCGACUCAAGCAGGAGAUUGAAGAGCGACAGCGGCAAAAGGCCGCCGAACGCAAGGAAAAGAACGAAGAGUGGAAGCCACGCUUCUUCGUCGGUGCUACCGACCCGCUGGGCAAGCCGGAAUUGACCGAGGAAGGAGAAAAGGCUCUCCAGGGCAUUCGCACGGGUAACUACACGCUGGACGAGAACAAAGUGCUGGGCGCAUAG